AUGACUGACCACGUUGAAGAUGUUAAGAAGCCUGAGUUGACGACUCACAUCACCGACAAGGAUGACAAGGAAUCGACUGAGUCUAUGGACGUCUAUGCCCAAGAGUACAUGUCCAAGUUUUUGGAUAUCUCUAACAACGCUAAGGAGAAUGAUAGCAAGGAGAAAAAUAUGUCUCUUAAGGAAGGUAUCAAGACCUUUCCAAAGGCUGCUAUGUGGUCUGUGAUUUUGUCUUCAGCUAUUGUCAUGGAGGGAUACGAUCUCAACCUUAUCAAUUCGUUUUAUACAUUUCCCAGUUUCGUCAGAUCAUUUGGUGAAUACUAUCCAGAGAGUGACAGAUGGGAGAUUCCUGCUCGGUGGCAGACUGGUCUCAGUAUGGCUGUCAACUGCGGUCAAGUCCUUGGUUUAUUUAUCGUUGGUUUCGUUUCUGAAAGAUUGGGAUACAGAAAGACUAUGAUCUCGUCUUUGCUUUUGGUGACUGCUUUGAUUUUUAUCGUAUUCUUCGCUCAAAAUAUUACAAUGUUGCUUAUCGGUGAGAUUUUGCUUGGUUUACCAUGGGGUGCAUUCCAGGCCAUAACUUUGUCUUAUGCUUCUGAGGUUUGUCCAACUGUCUUGCGUUUGUACUUGACAACCUAUGUUAAUGUCUGUUGGGUCAUUGGCCAGUUGAUCUCUUCUGCUGUGUUGAGAGGCCUUGUCAACUCUGAUAUUACUGACUCCUGGAAAAUCCCAUUCGGCCUUCAGUGGGUCUGGCCUGUUCCCAUCGCCAUUGGUGUAUACUUCGCUCCCGAAUCGCCUUGGUGGUUGGUGAAAAAGGGUAGAUACAAUGAGGCAAAGCAUUCGCUCGAAAGAUUGUUGACUGAAAAUGAACACUUGCCAGACAAGCUGGUCAUGUCGCAAGCUAUGGUGGACAAAAUAAAGUUGACAAUUAAGGAAGAAGAGGCGAUCAGUGCUGGUGUGUCUUUCAAAGACUGCUUCAAGAAAAAGAACAUCAGAAGAACAAGAAUCUCGUGUUUAACAUGGUUGAUGCAAAAUAUCACCGGUUCCGCUUUCAUGGGAUAUUCCACUUACUUCUACUUGCAAGCAGGUUUAUCCACGUCAAUGUCUUUUACGUUCUCAAUUAUUCAGUAUGUUUUGGGUAUCAUCGGAACUUUGGUCGCCUGGUUCACAUCCCAGAAGCUUGGUCGUUACGACUUAUACUUCAACGGUAUGAUUUUGCAGUUCCUUCUCUUAGUCACAACUGGUAUCCUCGGCUGCUUCCCAAGUGAUGCUACUUCAUGGGUGUUGGCUCUUUGCUUUUGGUUUGGUCCAAUCACUUAUUGUUUGGUGACGGAGAUGCCAUCGGCUAGCUUGAGAACCAAGACUGUUAUCUUGGCUAGAAAUUGUUAUAAUAUUGCUGGUAUUAUUAUUGCCAUCAUCAUGCCCUACAUGUUGAACCCAACAGCUUGGAACUGGAAAGCAAAGACUGGUUUCUUCUGGGCUGGUUUUGCCUUCUUGGCUUGUGUUUGGUGUUACUUGGACAUGCCAGAAACCAAAAACAGAACUUUUGCAGAAUUGGACCAUUUGUUCGAAAAAGGAGUUCCAGCUAGAAAGUUCAAGCUGACUAACGCUGAUAUCUUCGAUGUUGAUGAAAUGAUGGGUAAACUUGGUGAUGACGCAGUUAGAGACAUAAUUGAGUCUAACCGUCUUGAGAACAGCACUAUUGAAAAGGUUUAA
Messenger RNA from Candidozyma duobushaemuli, 1710 nucleotides. RefSeq names its product maltose permease (gene MAL31). The record is from RefSeq and is a predicted model, not a curated record. Gene Ontology annotation, biological process: transmembrane transport; carbohydrate transport. Gene Ontology annotation, cellular component: membrane. Gene Ontology annotation, molecular function: carbohydrate:proton symporter activity. Lineage: Eukaryota; Fungi; Ascomycota; Pichiomycetes; Serinales; Metschnikowiaceae. The transcript has 2 exons. The coding region runs from base 1 to 1710 and encodes 569 amino acids.